UUUUUUUUUUUCUAUAUACAUUAUUUUUUUUUUUUAUUUUGAACAUUUCAAAUGACAUCCUCACCUGAAAUUCAUAUUCAUAAGCUUACUCCUCGGGAUCGUGGGGCUACCAAUAAUAAUGUAUUAAACAAAUACAGUUCAAAAGUGACUCAAUCACUUACUGCAGGUGGUGGUCAGGCUCAAUUAUACGCGACUGGACUCAAGGAUGAAGAUUUCUCAAAGGCACAAGUUGUGGUUAAGGAAGGUGUUUGGAAAGCAGGUCUAGUAGGUUAUCAAUUUAAUACUAUUGGUGUUUCUGAUGCUAUUCCUAUGGGAACUGCUGGUAUGUCCUUUUCUUUACCUAGUCGAGAUAUCAUUGCUGAUUCUAUUGAAACUGUGAUGAGUGCAUUUUGGUAUGAUGCCAAUAUAUCAAUUCCUGGAUGUGACAAGAAUAUGCCUGGUGUAAUGAUGGCUAUUGCAAGAUUAAAUCGACCUUCUUUGAUUAUUUAUGGUGGUACUAUGAAGAAAGGUCAUGCAACUAUUGGUAGCUGUGCUGGACGUGAAAUCGAUAUCGCAAAUGCUUUUGAAUGUAAUGGGGAAUUUAUCUCUGGAAAAAUAUCUGAUGAAGAAAGACGUGAUAUUAUUAGAAAUGCAUGUCCAGGUGCUGGCGCUUGUGGUGGCAUGUUUACUGCAAAUACAAUGUCUAGUGCUAUUGAAGCCAUGGGAUUAUCAUUACCUUAUAGUUCAUGUAUUCCUGCUGAAGAUCCUGACAAGAUGAAAGAAUGUCUCCGAGCUGGUGCUGCCAUUCGAAACUUAUUGGAAAAAGACAUCAAACCUAGGGACAUUAUGACAAAAGCUGCUUUCAAGAAUGCUUUCCGUGUUGUAGUGACACUUGGAGGAUCAACUAAUGCUGUGCUUCAUUUACUGGCUGCUGCUCAUGCAGCGGAUGUGGAUUUCACUUUGGAUGAUAUGCAAGAAAUCUCAUUAACAACUCCUCUUUUGGCAAAUAUGCGACCCAGUGGACCUUAUGUAAUGGAAGAUUUGCAUCGCGUAGGUGGUGUGCCUGCUUUGAUGAAAUACUUGUUGGAACAAGGAUUAUUGGAUGGUAGCUGUAUGACUGUGACAGGAAAGACUUUAGCUGAAAACUUGGCUGAUGUGGAUGGAUUUGUUGAUGGUCAAGAUGUCAUUCGUCCUUUAUCAAAUCCUAUCAAAUCAACUGGACAUUUGACCAUUUUGAAGGGUAAUUUGGCUCCUGAGGGUGCUGUGGCCAAGAUUACUGGCAAGGAAGGUGAAUCCUUUGUUGGUGCUGCUAGGGUAUUUGACAAUGAAGAAGAACUAUUCAAUGCUUUGGAAGAAAAGAAGGUACCUAAAGGAUCUGUUGUUAUCAUUCGCUAUCAAGGACCAAAAGGUGGACCUGGUAUGCCUGAAAUGCUGAAACCUACGGCAGCGAUCAUUGGUGCAGGAUUAGGGAAGGAUGUUGCACUUCUUACUGAUGGUCGAUUUUCAGGUGCUUCUCAUGGGUUUAUCAUCGGACAUGUAUGUCCUGAAGCAUUUAUAGGUGGACCGAUUGCUUUGGUACAAGACGAUGACAUUGUUAGGAUUGAUGCAACAACACGCCAAUUGACAGUGGAUGUCUCGGAUGAAGAAAUGGCUCGACGCAAAGCAGUAUGGAAACCUAAACCUCAUCAAUAUGUCAAAGGUGUUUUGAAGAAAUAUGUCAACAAUGUCAAGAGUGCUAGUCAAGGGGCCAUUACUGAUUAAUUGGAUUUUUAGUUGUAGUAUUUUAGAGAUAGUCUUUUUUUUCUUCUUCCAAUAAAGAAAAAAAGAAGAAAUAUAUCUAUGUAUCAUA
Halteromyces radiatus is the source of this 1828-nucleotide messenger RNA. Its product is annotated as dihydroxy-acid dehydratase. The transcript is spliced from 11 exons. Gene Ontology annotation, molecular function: dihydroxy-acid dehydratase activity. The record is from RefSeq and is a predicted model, not a curated record. Lineage: Eukaryota; Fungi; Mucoromycota; Mucoromycetes; Mucorales; Cunninghamellaceae. The coding region runs from base 52 to 1740 and encodes 562 amino acids. Gene Ontology annotation, biological process: branched-chain amino acid biosynthetic process.